This is a messenger RNA of Tetrahymena thermophila SB210, 2583 nucleotides long. RefSeq names its product endo-1,4-beta-xylanase xylA, putative. The record is from RefSeq and is a predicted model, not a curated record. NCBI's taxonomy places the organism in Eukaryota, Ciliophora, Oligohymenophorea, Hymenostomatida, Tetrahymenidae. The transcript is spliced from 4 exons.
AUGAGUAACAAAGCACAAAACAAAGCCAUAUAAAUAUAUUAAACUAUUCAAUCACAAUUACCAAAGCCAGAAAUGAUAUUUUUUAAUGAUCCACACACAACUGACUAAUAUAAAUUUGGGGUUGUUAAAUUAGAUGAAAACUUUUAUUAUGAUGGAGUUGUUAGAGGUAAUAGACCAGAUGGAAUUGGAAUUAUGACAGAUAAAAGACAAUUGUUCAGCGUAAGAGGUAGAUUUGCAAACACAAAAUUAUGUGGAGCAGGUCGUGUUGAAUUGGAAUCAGGAGAAAUCUACGAUGGUGUAUUUAGAAAUGGUAUUUUUUGUAGUGGAAUUUGCUAUCAUUCUAAAGAAGACAGAUUUAUUUAUGGUAAUUUUAAGACUCCUGAAAUCAAAAUUUUGUUAAAGGGAAAGGGUUAUCCAUAUUAGCUCUUUUUGAAUAAUAAGGAGAAAUUAUACGAUUCAACAUUAGUUUAUAAAACUACUUGUAGUGAAAUAAUAUUUGCUCCAUAAGAGGAUCGUCACUUGGUGAGAGAAUUUGAUAGAUUUAAAUACAAUUUAGAUAUACCAAGUAGUCGGUCAAGUUAUUAAGAAUCUAUUUUCGAAACAUCAGAAAGAGAGAGCAAUUAUAGCUUAAUUUAAGAUGAAAUGAACGGAAUUUAAUAAGAUGAAUUAAAAAAUAAAAUAAAUCAAGAUAAUAUAGAAGUAUUUGAUCAUGAAACAAAGCAAAUGAUUGAACAAACUUAAUAAAGUAUCUUAUAAAAUGAAGAAAUACAUUAUUAAAAUUAUUAAGAUGAGGAAGAUGAUAAAGAUAGCAAUAGUAUUAAAAGAACAGCAGAUUUUAGUCACUAAGAAAUUGACGAAUUUGAAUAGAAUUUAGAUCCAUUAGUAUAAAUUUCUAAAUAAAGAGAAUAACGCAUUAAAUAAAUGUAAGAGUAAUAAAAUUAGUCAUACAUUUUAAUUGAAUCAUUAAGAAACUAAUUAAAUUGCUAUGAAGAAAUAAAAAGAAACAAUCUUUAAUAAUAAUCAAAUUACAAUUUUGAUUAUUAGAAAGAUUAAGAUUUUUCCAACAAUUUGAAAUACCAAAUAAUUGAAGAUAAAAAUAAUGAAUAAAUUAAUUAUCUCGAAUAGAUAAAACAUGGAUAAGAUUAGACAGGUUAGCUUGAUUAAAAAUAUUAGUAUCCCCUUUCAUAAAAUUCAUUUAACUAGAUAUAGAAUGGUAAUAGCUUUAUUAAUAAUUAGUAAGUCUCUACAUAAUAUAUAAAUCAAAUAAAUUAAAGUUAACUUAAUAAUAACUUUCAGUAAAAUUUUUAGAACAAUUUUAACAAAGAGUAUGAUAUUAAUUAGUAAUAAAAGUAUGUUGGAGCUCAAAUUUUACAAGAGUCCACUAACUCUUAAAAUUCUUUCGCUACAUUUUCAAAUAAAAAAAACGGUGUUAAAUUAUUCUAUCAAGAUGAUGAUAAUAUAGAGCAUGAUAAAAUACCUAGUUCUAAUUCCAAUUAAUGUAUGAAAAUUUAAAUAAAUUAAUCAUUAAAUAUGAAAGAAUUUUAAGAAGAAAAUUAAUAAAAAUAGCAUAAUAAAGUUCCAAAUACAUAGUUUUAAAAUAACUUAACAAAAAUUAUAAUAACAGAUCUCUCGAAAGAAAUGCCUGCUUAAAAUUAAAAAAUAAACAAUAGCUAAAUAUGUUAAAAGGAUUUAAAUUAAUCUAUUCUUAAUUAAGAUUAGCAAAAAUUAAUCUAUAAUAAUUAAAAUGGUAAAGACAUAAACAGAGAUUUAGAUUCCUAAGAUUUUUCAAAAUUUUCUUAAUAAUAGAUAAAAAUAGAUAAAUUUAAAGAAAAAUUGUAGAAACAGCUAAAUGAUUAGUCACUUAGUAAAAAAAAUUAAAACGACAGUAUUGAAAUUUAUUAGAAAUCAUAAGAUGAAGAGUCUAAAGAUUUUGAUAGAAUUAGAUAGAGAUCUUAAUUUUCUGUUGAUUUUGAUCCCAAUUUAAUAUCAAAUAAUAAAUAAUUAGAACAGGAAAUGAUCGAGAAUUAUUUUGAAAACCUAAAAGCAUAGUUUACAGACAAAAAUUAAAAUAAUAGUACAGGUACCAUUUCUGCUUUAAAUGAAAUUCUUUCAGAUUAAAAUUAUCAGAGCAAAGGUAGGACUGAAGAUUAUUCUUUAAUGUAAAUCUUAGAUGAUAAACUUGCAUAAAAUAGAAGCUAAUCUAUUGAAAAAACUAAUACAGUUUAAAGAAAAUUCUUAGAUUCUUCAAUUUAGUAUUUAGAAAGUGACCAUAAUAUAAACUUCAAAGAUAGCCAAAAUAACAGUGGUUUUACACAUUCUUUUGAUAGGAGUGGUAGAAAAACAAUUGAUAAAUCAAAUCCUUCUCAAUUUUAUAGAUAUACCUAAAAUAGCUUAUCAGAAAAAAACGAUGAAGAAAAUGAUGAGGAUGAAGAAUCUUCAAAAGAUGAAUUUCAUAUUAAAAAUAGUGAAAGAAAUGAUUCAAUUAUUGAAAAUGAUCAAAACUCAAUAGACUAAAGGAAUUACUCAGCUAAUGAUCAAGCCUUUAUAAAUUCUAAUUUGAAUUUAACAGAGAUAGAGUAGUGA